Molecule: messenger RNA, 3581 nt
Organism: Acromyrmex echinatior (Panamanian leafcutter ant)
Lineage: Eukaryota; Metazoa; Arthropoda; Insecta; Hymenoptera; Formicidae
Product: sodium-independent sulfate anion transporter
Biological process (GO): transmembrane transport
Cellular component (GO): membrane
Source: RefSeq, a predicted model, not a curated record
UUUAAGGACGUGGGGAUGAUAAGCAUGAGCAGCUGCAGGAGUACCGAGAGAUCCGGUAUUGGAACACGCUUGCGAUCGCAAAGCCAUGAGAGCAUAGUAGUCUCGCGUCAGAUUCUGAUUAGUUUCUCGCUUGUAUCUUGUCAACGUGACGUGAAUAAAAUGUCCAACGGAGAGCCCCCGUCGUUUUCGAUUUUAAAACAGAAACCGCGCUUCACAGUGACAAAGUACCUGCCGGUACUCUGCUGGUUACCGCAAUAUACUCGGUUGAAAGCCGUGUCAGAUCUGAUAGCGGGCAUCACUCUGGGUAUGACUAUGAUUCCUCAGAGUAUGGCUUAUGCGGUACUGGCUGAACGUUAUCCGCAGUAUGGUCUAUACUCUUGUUUUGUGGGUGGUUUCGUAUACAUUAUCUUGGGAACUAUCAAAGAGGUCUCGAUUGGUCCGUCAUCCUUGAUGGCCCUUCUGACAUUGCAGUACACGCGAAACAUGCCGCAGGAUUUUGUAAUACUCUUGUGUUUUCUGGCUGGAUGCAUAGAACUUUUAAUGGGCGUACUAAAUCUAGGAUUUUUGGUGGACUUUAUAUCAGUUCCUGUUACAUCGGGUUUUAUGUCAGCAGGAGCGUUUAUUAUAAUUAUCGCUCAGAUGCAGGGCCUUCUGGGAUUGAAAUAUAAGUCGGAAAAUAUUGCAGACAAUCUGUACAAAUUAUUUAAGAAUAUUAAUAAGAUUCGGCUUGCUGAUUCCGCACUCGGAAUUUUCAGCAUCGUAUUUCUCCUCGUCUUUAGAAAAUUGAAAGAUAUUGACUAUCCUUGUAUGAGAAACAAAAGGGAUGCUCCCAGAAAUGUAAUGAUAAAAAAAAUACUUUGGUACUUUUCCAUUGGUAGGAACGCUCUCAUAGUGCUUAUAUCAGUCACAAUAGCAUACCAAUUCGAAGCGAUUACAGGAUCCAUUCCAUUUAUACUUUCAGGAAAAAUCGAAGCCGGCCUCCCCAAAAUAUCGUUACCACCAUUCUCAUCGCAAGUAGGAAAUCAGACUUAUACUUUUUUUGACAUGUGCGCUCACUAUGGAUUAGGAUUAGGGAUACUUCCUGUUAUAUCCGUCUUGGCAAACGUAGCGAUAGCUAAAGUAUUUGCGUUAGGCACUUCCAUUAAUGCAACGCAGGAAAUGCUGGCUCUCGGCUUGUCCAAUAUAGCGGGCAGUUUUAUGUCAUCGCUUCCAACUACUGGUGCGUUUACCCGAAGUGCAGUCAGCAGUGCCAGCGGAGUGCAAACGCCUAUGGCUGGUCUAUAUUCCGGUACUAUGGUAUUGCUGGCACUGAGCUUUUUAACAUCAUAUUUUUAUUACAUUCCACGAGCGACACUAGCGGCUGUGCUGAUAUCCGCUGUGUUAUUCAUGAUCGAUGUGAAAAUCAUAAAAUUACUCUGGAAGGGAAGCAAAAUGGAUGCAAUCGCAGCGAUAGGGACUUUUGUGGUCUCCAUUUUUAUCGGCAUUGAAAUCGGACUCCUUCUUGGUGUCAUUUUCAAUUUGAUUCUUUUUAUUCGACUGUCCGCGAGAUUGACGCUUCAAAUAGUCAAUUGCAAAACUCGUCUAGGAAAUAAAUAUAUGAUGUUAAAACCUGAAAACUGUCUCUAUUAUCCCGCAGUAGCUUCCUUCUGCGAGAAAGUCAUGAGUUUAGCUGGAAACAACGUUCCGUUGAUUAUGAAUUGUGAAAUAUUCAAUAGUCUCGAUUACACUUCAAUCAAGGGUAUUGAAACGUUAUCGAAAAAAUUGAACAGCGAGAGAAAUCAAUUCUGGCUAUUGCAUCUUAAUUCCAAUGUCGUGAAAAGUUUUGACAUUCUCGCUGAUAACAAAUAUAUUCGUUUGAUCGAAAAAGAAGAGAGCAUCGCAGAUGUUCUUUACAACGAUGCUUUAUCUAGUAAAAAUUCUGAAGAUCGGAUCAAUAUUACUAUGAAACAAGCAACGGAAAUGAAAAAUCUGAAUCGCGAAGAUCUUUUGUAUUCAAAUUCACGACAAAAUGAUUCCGAAUCCAAUGCCGAAGAAUUGGCCUUAAUGUCACCAUCCGAAUGUAAAAUACAACAAUAAUCAAACAACUCUGUCUUUAAUAUUUAUACUCUGUUGAUUCUGUAAUUUAAAAAAAGCCGCUUUUUUCAAAAAUUGUAGAAAGAAAACUAAAAUUAUUUUCUUUUCGGAAAGAAGUAAAUAUGGCAAAUCUUAUAUUACGAACACACAUAAAUUUUUUUAACGAAUUUUUCUAUCUUUGGGAAAGGAACCGCGAAAAUCAAUGGAAAAAUGGGAAAAAACGGUUUUUUUCCGAAAUUUUAAAACUAUAGUUUUUAGUAUUGAUUCUAAAUAUAAAAUGCAACUGAACGCUGCGUUCCGCAAAGCGCAUGAUUUGUCAGUUUAAGUUUGUUUAACAUUUGAUAAACAACAAGGAUAAAAUAAUACAUUAUAUGCAGUAUAUACGCUUUACGGAAUCAAAGAGAAUUUGGAUCGAAAUUAAAUUUUCAAAACAAGGCGUUUAGAUUCUAUACGCUGUCUGUAAUGUAAAGAUAAAAAUUUCUUAAAACGGAUUUUAUCGAAUAUAUGACGACUUCGUUCGUCUUUUCGCAAAAGACUCGAGUAGAAUGCAUUUAAAGUGAAAAGAUUUCUCUCUAUAUCAAAGAAACGUAGCAUGAUAAUGUUGUACAUUCAUUAAUUAAAAGUUGCUGUUUGCAGCGCAAACCAAACGCUUUACUAGUGGCUCACUAUGAGAUUCAAAGCAAGAUGAGCGUACAUUAACGCCGAAACCAUCAAAUUGACUUCCGACCUAUUAGAAAAUUCACUAUUAUUAUUUCACAUUACAUUAUGAAGCACAAGGAUAUAAUCAUAACCGUCACGAAUCUUCUAGAAGGUCGGAGUAGCAAAAGCGAGCGCUGCACAGAUCCCAUUCAAUAGAAGUUACAUUCAAUAGAAGUUUUUUGUGAGACACGAACGCAAAUUCUUUCCGAUACCAAUACUCAGUUUUGCGCUGGAAGUUCUUCGCUCAUUCUCUAAUUAACUUUUUCAAUCGUUGCAUCGCAUUAUUAUCGCAAAUUACACGCAUCGAGAUAGGUCAUAAGUCACAGGAUGGUCUAACAUAUAAUUGGGCCGCGGUGCUAAAUCGCGAACGACUGUGCACUUUGUACAUUAAUUGGUAAGCUCAAAUACGAAGAUAAAAAAUAAGUCUGUCUUUCUUCAUCCAAUUCUCUUCCUCGUAAUCUUCUUGCAGUUCAUAUCAAGCAUUUCCGAUUGCACACCCUGAUGAAAAGCUUGUUGAAGUAUCAAAAAAAUGUGAACAAAGAAUUUUAACACUUCUUAAACACUUCAUUGACUCUUAGUAAAUUUUAACAUUCAUACACGCUCCACGAACUGUCCCCAAACGUUUCGUAAAUGUCCGAAACACAUCUGUCACAUUGUCUUCGACCGAACAGCUAAUAACGUUCACGUAAUGUAGAAAUCUCAUUAUAUAUUUUACAAUGUCUUGUCACUGAAGAGGACCUUAAACGUGGGUCGAAACGUAUUUCGUAAUUUGUAACUGAUAAUAAUAAAUUCUUAUUCGUAACAAAUAA